AUGGAGACGGUCAUUUACGACGAGACUCCUCUCGCCGAGUACCUCAAGGACGAGGGCGAGGAACAGCAACGAGACUGGGCACAACAGGAACCAGACGUGAUCAUAGACACACCACCACCGAGCCCGCCAAGUCCUUCGUUCGCGCCCACGGGGAGGCCUCUAGUCAAGGCGCGCUUCCGCAGCAAGAUACCCGACGCGCUAAACAUCAAGCUUCCCACCCCCAAGAAGCGCCUGAGCUCUUUGCAAGAUGGAGCGACCGCAGUCGCGAACAAGCUAGACCGCGCAGACAAUUCCAAGUUCCUGGAACAAUUCCGCUACACCAUUGUUGCGUCCCAGUUGUUAAGUGGCCACUCGAUAUUGGGGCAGCAUGGCCAGGCGCAGAGUUCCAAGAUACAUCCCGGGAGCGACCAUGAUCCGAACAUUCCCACGCAAACCGGCUUGCUACUCACGGCUGUUGGGGCACUUGGGCUCGCGUGGUUCAUCAGCUGGCUGUACGGGGGAGGAUACUCGCACCUGACGAAGAAGAGAGUGGUGGUCUUUGUGGUGAUCUUUGGCGUCGCUGGCGUCGCGUCGCAAGCAUACAUAAGGCAACAAUGGCUCAAAUAUGUCAGGGAGCAGGCACUGACGGAGAUCACAACGUUUGUUUCAAGAGCACAGGACUUCGACAGCGCAUCGAGCGCCGCAGUUGCCCUGGUCCAGGAGGUGGAGCUUGUUUCUCGCGGAUAUCGCCUCAGCGCCCCACUGCCACCUAUCAGCCGAAUCGAGGACCAAAGCCAGACCCGGAGAUGCGUGAGGCUCAGGAAAGCCCUGAGGAAGAGCUUUGGGGGAAUUAUUUCCAAGUAUGAGCAGGCUUCCUCGGUGAUCAAAGGGUUCUCUGAACAGCUGGAUUUGGAACGGUACUACGACAUCUACGACAUCAGCGAUCUGGACAUGUCGGAUGCAUUGCAAGGCUACUCGGAGGGCGAAUUCGAGGACAUGGAAUCCCUGCGAACCCUGAAGAUCGUGGCGUCCCGAUUUCACGUGUUGCGAAAGAUGUUCCUCUGCGCACUCCUCUCGAUGGAAGCACAAGGCGACGACUCUGAUUUCCUGCGAUGGACGACCGUUGUGGAAUCUCUCCGGACACUCAACGAGGCCACGGCUGCAUCGUAUAAGCGGGUUGGGGAUAUUCUGGGGGAGGAACAGUCAUUCCAACCGGCGGUGUCGAUCGCCGACAAGGGCCCGCUCUCACCCGGACGCGAGAGAUGGCGCUCACAACUAAGCAAGCUGAACUCUCUCACGACGGGCAUUCGCGGACUGCAGGCGAAGAUGACGUUACUGCGGGAGGAAUCUGAUCGCGCGCUGAAUACCGCCUCCGACCUCUCGGAGCUGGGACCAAGCCUGAUGGCACAAUACGAGUCGAUCGGUCAAGACCUUGAGAUGCUCCAGCAGGCAUGGAAGGACGGCCGGGCCGCUGUGGCGUCGGGUAUCGACCGUAACGAAAAGCGUCUUUCGUCCAUUAGUGGAAUGCUCUCCCCAGCUAUAUCCUUGGGAGGGCUGACCACCGUUGAGGAAAGCGGUGGUAGUGUAUCAGACGCGCUUAAGGCACUUACGGGAGAAUCGCCAGACAGCCCCGACGCGGGCAGCAAUUCCGGAGAGAGUGAAGAGAUAUUUGAGGCUGUUGCGGGUCCGCCACUACGACCCAGGAGCAUGCUGACAAGAGGGGAGAGAAUAGCGAAGAUGAGAGAGGAGCGCGAGAGGAGAGCAGAGACGAAAGACAAGUUCGAGGCGAACCGCGGCAUGCUCAAAGAGCUCGAGAUGGUCAUCAACCUGCGUCCGAACAAGAACAGGAGACAGACCCUGCCACCGAAUCCGAGCCGCGUCGUCUCGCUGUGA
Molecule: messenger RNA, 1872 nt
Organism: Diaporthe citri
Lineage: Eukaryota; Fungi; Ascomycota; Sordariomycetes; Diaporthales; Diaporthaceae
Exons: 3
Coding region: 1-1872 (623 amino acids)
Biological process (GO): cell-cell adhesion
Cellular component (GO): plasma membrane
Molecular function (GO): myosin binding
Source: RefSeq, a predicted model, not a curated record